Bactrocera dorsalis (oriental fruit fly) is the source of this 4288-nucleotide messenger RNA. RefSeq names its product fatty acid CoA ligase Acsl3 (gene Acsl). Bases 782 to 2929 code for a protein of 715 amino acids. NCBI's taxonomy places the organism in Eukaryota, Metazoa, Arthropoda, Insecta, Diptera, Tephritidae. Gene Ontology annotation, biological process: long-chain fatty acid metabolic process; long-chain fatty-acyl-CoA metabolic process; neuron differentiation. The transcript has 14 exons. The record is from RefSeq and is a predicted model, not a curated record. Gene Ontology annotation, molecular function: palmitoyl-CoA ligase activity. Gene Ontology annotation, cellular component: plasma membrane; endoplasmic reticulum; lipid droplet.
CUGAUUCAGAAGUAAAACUAACGUGGCCGAGAGUAUUCACUGUUUACAUCGCUGCAAUUAAGAUUUUAAAGAAUAAGAAAAAAUAAAUAAAACGGGUGUGCACCAAACAAUCUAUUUUUUGUUUUUGUGAAUAUAGUAAAAUAAAUAUUUUAUUUACCGUUUAAUUCAAGUAUAAUCCAACGCAAUAAAUUAGAACGUGUAUACGUGUGUGAGUAAAAUGCAUAGUUGUCUAUAUUAAAAUUUCCCCUUUGCUUUAUUUUUUUCUGCCGCAAUGUUCUAUCUACAAUAACUGACAACCAACACAAAUUACUUUUCGCCGCAACAACAACAUUGAUUAUAAAAAUUAACAAACACAACAAAUACGGGACGGCAACAACAACUAUACGAAUGCUGAAUUUACGCUGCUCUGCAAUGUCACGCUAACAAAACAACGCAUCUACAGCAGUUAAUGCCAGUUAGGACAGAUCAUUUCGAUUGUAUAUCUGUAUAAAUUGAGCAUAUUAACAACUAGAAUUCAGCAAUAGUAAAGCAUAUCUAUAAAAGAAUACCUAAGCAUUGGUCCAAAGACAAUAACUUCCCAAGAACAGCAGUAUAUAUUGUACAACAACAACAGCAGUUCAAAGUAGAAUUACAAUAAAUAAAGCAAAGAGAAGGAAAUAAGUGCUUCAGGAGUAACAGGUCGCUGGUGAAUCAACCGAUUCUGCAUUUAUUACAUCACAGGCGUAAACUACUUUGCUUCCUGUCUGGCAUCCUUAUCGAUUGACAUACAGACGUGCUGAAAAUGUUUAUCGAAGAUGACGCACAAAUGGAAAGCUUCUGGGUGCAGAGCGCGAUCGGUGCUAUCAAAGUACUCGCUUUUGUGUGUGACAUAAUCACGUUGCCGGUAUAUUUGGUGUUGCAGCGACCAUGGAAGCGAAGAGAAGAGUCGCGACGCGUCAAGGCGCGUGUUGUCAGUUCCGAUGAGCAUUCGUUGACCUAUCGCACUAUUGAACCGCCCCGCGAGGUACACGUGAAGAUGCUGCAAAAUAACAUCGACACACUAGAGAAGAUGUUCAACUAUGUAGCCAAGGUGCAUUCGAACAAACGUUGCCUGGGCACACGUCAGAUCCUCAGUGAAGAGGAUGAGGUGCAACCGAAUGGACGCAUCUUCAAGAAGUACAAUAUGGGCGAGUAUAAGUGGAAGAAUUUCAUUGAGACCGAUCGCAUGGCUACGUCCUUCGGUCGCGGUCUGCGCGAAUGUGGUCAGAGCGCCCGACAGAAUAUUGUUAUCUUUGCGGAGACGCGCGCCGAAUGGAUGAUUGCGGCGCAUGGUUGCUUCAAGCAGGCGAUGUCAAUUGUAACUGUAUAUGCCACACUAGGAGAUGAUGGCGUGGCGCAUUGCAUCAGCGAAACGGAAGUCACCACAGUGAUCACGUCGCACGAGCUGUUGCCCAAAUUCAAGCAGUUGCUGGAUAAAUGCCCCAAUGUAAACACCGUUAUUUACAUGGAAGAUCAGUUGCAUAAGACCGACACAACGGGCUUCAAGGACGGCGUACGCGUACUCUCGUUCUCGCAAGUUGUGCGCAUGGGACAGGAGAGCAAGUUUGAAAGCGUUCCACCCAAACCCGAGGACACAGCCAUUAUUAUGUAUACUUCCGGCUCGACAGGCACACCGAAGGGCGUGUUAUUGUCUCAUCAAAAUUGUAUUGCCACAAUGAAAGGUUUCUGUGACGUGGUGACUGUGAAGCCUGACGAUGUGCUGAUUGGCUUCCUACCGCUGGCGCACGUGUUUGAAUUGCUCGCCGAGAGUGUUUGCCUGAUUACGGGCGUACCCAUUGGCUACUCCACGCCACUGACUCUAAUUGACACCAGCAGUAAGAUUAUGCGCGGCAGCAAAGGUGAUGCGACCGUCUUGAGACCCACAUGCAUGACUUCCGUGCCGUUAAUCCUGGACCGCAUCUCCAAGGGCAUUAACGACAAAGUUAAUUCGGGUUCUGCCUUCAAGAAGGCGCUCUUCAAAUUUCUGUAUCAGUACAAAGUGCAAUGGACGAAUCGUGGCUAUCAGACGCCGUUGGUUGAUAAAUUGGUUUUCCAGAAGGUCUCAAAAUUGCUUGGUGGCCGCGUGCGUUUGGUGCUCUCCGGCGGUGCGCCACUCUCACCCGAUACACAUGAACAAAUCAAAACAUGCUUAUGCGUAGAAGUAGUACAAGGUUACGGUCUAACGGAGACUACAUCGGGCGCCACGGUUAUGGACAACCGUGAUAUGACUUAUGGUCGCACUGGGGCACCGCUGACCGUCUGCGACAUACGUCUAGUCAACUGGGAGGAGGGCGGAUAUCGCAUUACAAAUAAACCAUAUCCACAGGGCGAAGUGCUAAUAGGCGGUGAUUGUGUAUCGAAAGGUUACUACAAAUUGCCCGACAAAACCGCUGAGGAAUUUUUCGAGGAGGAUGGCAAACAUUGGUUUAAGACUGGCGACAUUGGUGAAAUUCAUCCAGAUGGUGUACUUAAAAUCAUUGAUCGCAAGAAGGACUUGGUUAAGCUGCAGGCCGGCGAAUACGUGUCACUCGGCAAAGUUGAAUCCGAACUGAAGACUUGCCCAAUUGUGGAGAAUAUCUGCAUUUAUGGCGAUCCAACCAAACAGUUCACCGUCGCAUUGGUGGUACCGAAUCACAAACAUCUCGAAGAAUUGGCCGAACGCAAUAGCUUAAAGUCCAAACCUUUCGACGAGUUAUGCACGUCCCCCGUUAUGGAGAAGGCGGUCCUAAAAGAACUAUCCGAACAUGCCAGGAAAUGCAAAUUGCAAAAGUAUGAAGUGCCCGCAGUGCUCACGCUCUGCAAGGAGGUUUGGUCACCUGACAUGGGUCUCGUUACAGCCGCUUUUAAGCUGAAACGCAAGGAAAUACAAGAAAAAUACCAACAAGAUAUCAAACGCAUGUACGCGUCAUGAAAGUCAGUGUACUGAAUUGUGACGUCGUCGAACAAAACUAAAAAUUUAUGUACAUUUUUCCGGCCAAUGGCGUUAAGCAAGUUGUAAAUUAAACUAAAUUUGAAUAUUUCAUGCUUAAUGAAAUAACUAUGGCAAAAAAAAAUGUGCAAAAGUAAAAUAGUCAUGGUUUGUUAACGGAGAAAUGUACAACACUAAAAAGAGUAAACAAAAAAAAAAGCAAAAAUAAAAUAAAAAAUAAAAAGCAAGCGACAAAAAAGGCAACAAAUGAUGCGAAAUGUGGCAACAACGCAAAUGUUGAAAUGUUGUUGUAAUAUAAAUUAAAACUAGAUCUUUCAGUAACGUUUUCGCAAACGUUUUUUUUUUUAACUAUAAUUAUUAUUUAAAUAGUGUUUUUUUUGUAAAUUUUAAUUUUUCUUAAACAUAAUUGAAGUUGUAAUGUGUUUUUAGGUGCGUUAUUACGAUUAUAAAUAUUAUAUAUUGUAUAACGAGUUGAAACAAAUUGAAAACAAUACAAAAAAAAGAACCGUUAACUAUUUGAAUUUUGCUUUAUUUAAUUAUUUAAAUAAUUUUUGCGCUUAGAAUAUUAGUAUAUUUGAAUUUAAAUAAAUAUAAAAGAAAAAUAUUAUGAUAGAGUGACAAGUGCAACAACACAGUACCCGGUCUGCUACGCCGUCGCAAGCACGGCCGGAGGUUCCAAUUUUUAUAUGGCAGCCACAAAAUAAAAUAAUAAAAGGCAUAUAAAAGAAAACAAAGUAAAAAUGAGUUUUGGCUAAAAAUUAUGAUAUUGAAUUUCGGCACUUGUAACUUUAGCAUAAAAAUUAGUUUUAAGUGAACUCUAAGCUAAGUCUAGUGAAAAUUUUUUUUCUUUUGUUGCAAGCAUUCAACCAUUAUUAAAUUUAGCUAUAAACAAUAAUUAUUUAAAAUUUAAACCAAACAAUAACUGAUAUACAUUUAUAUAUAAAAUAAAGUUAUUUAAAAUCAAAAGAAAAUGCUAUGAAAUGUUUUUAGAUAUGUAUAUAUAUUACUACAUAUAUGAACAUACAUAUGUAUAUAUAACAUGUAGCGAGUUUGCGUGUGAAAUGUGUAGCAUUAAGUGAGCAUUGUGUGAGACGGAACAGCAUAUUUGUUUAAUUUUCGCUAAAGGGUUUUAAAAUUAUUUUUAUGGAUCUUUUUUCAAUUUUUUUUAUUUACGUAAGUUAUGUUAUUUUUUUUUUUAAAUACACAUACAUGCGUAACUAUGUAAUAUAAAGAGUUCAAAGGUUUUAAUUAAUUAUUAUAAUUAAUUAAUAAUAUUUAAUUAAAUUAAAAUAAUCAUUGUUUUUUAAUAAACUAUUAUGGAUUUAAAUUGUUUUAAAUUAA